CAUGCCUUUGGUCAUCAAAAAACCCACACCCCCUCUCGGGCCCGGGUAGAAGCAUCUCUCAGGCGCUCCACUACUUUUCCAGAGAAAAAGUCUGUGAGGCUCUGACACAUUGGCGGAGGGCAGUGGGGGUUUCCGACAACCCAUGACGAUUGCAGGGCUCGACCCCUUUGGGGGUCGUCUUUGGCCUCAAAUGUUCAUUGCUUUGGGCUUGCUUCUUGUUGCAAGCAGUGUAGGUUCUGUCUCUGGAGAUGCUUACCCUUAUUCUUCUCCACCACCACCACCGUAUGAGUACACGUCACCUCCACCGCCGGUUCACUCUCCCCCACCACCAUAUGAGUACAAGUCUCCACCACCACCGGAGAAAUCUCAUCCACCUCCAUAUGAGUACAAGUCUCCACCACCACCGGAGAAGUCUCCUUCAUAUGAGUACAAGUCUCCCCCACCACCGGUUCACUCUCCACCACCACCAUACGAGUACAAGUCCCCACCACCACCGGAGAAAUCUCCUCCACCUCCAUAUGAGUACAAGUCUCCACCACCACCGGAGAAGUCUCCUCCACCACCAUAUGAGUACAAGUCUCCCCCACCUCCGGUGCAUUCUCUACCACCAUAUGAGUACAAAUCUCCACCACCACCGGAGAAAUCUCCUCCACCACCAUAUGAGUACAAGUCUCCCCCACCACCGGUGCAUUCCCUACCACCAUAUGAAUACAAGUCUCCUCCACCACCUGUUCACUCUCCACCACCACCAUAUGAGUACAAGUCCCCACCACCACCGGAGAAAUCUCCUCCACCUCCAUAUGAGUACAAGUCUCCACCACCACCGGAGAAGUCUCCUCCACCACCAUAUGAGUACAAGUCUCCCCCACCUCCGGUGCAUUCUCUACCACCAUAUGAGUACAAAUCUCCACCACCACCGGAGAAAUCUCCUCCACCACCAUAUGAGUACAAGUCUCCCCCACCACCGGUGCAUUCCCUACCACCAUAUGAAUACAAGUCUCCCCCACCACCAGUUCACUCUCCACCACCACCAUAUGAGUACAAGUCCCCACCACCACCGGAGAAAUCUCCUCCACCACCAUAUGAGUACAAGUCUCCCCCACCACCGGUGCAUUCCCUACCACCAUAUGAAUACAAGUCCCCACCACCACCUGUUCACUCUCCACCACCUUAUGAGUACAAAUCCCCUCCACCUCCGGCCAAGUCUCCACCAUACUACUACAAAUCCCCUCCACCACCUGUACACCCUCUACCACCUUACUACUACAAAUCUCCUCCACCACCUGUACACUCUCCACCACCAUACUACUACAAAUCUCCCCCACCACCUGUACACUCUCCUCCACCAUACUACUACAAAUCUCCACCACCACCACCCAAAGAACUUCCUCCUUACCAUUACAUCUCUCCACCUCCACCUGUUCAUCACCACCCAUUGAUAGUCAAGGUCGUUGGAAAAGUCUAUUGCUACAGAUGCUAUGACUGGGACUAUCCUAUCAAGUCACACGACAAGAAGCAUCUCAAAGGUGCCGUAGUGGAGGUGACUUGCAAAGCAGGCGAGAAGGAGAUCAAGGCCUAUGGCACCACCAAGAUCAACGGCAAGUUUAGCAUCACAGUUGAAGGCUUUGCCUACGAGAAGUACGGAGGAGUAAAGGCCUGCAAGGCCAAGCUCCACGCGCCACCCAAAGAUUCGCCCUGCAACAUCCCCACUGACCUGCAUUGGGGCAAGAAGGGUGCAAAGCUCAAGGUCAAGUCUGAGGACAAGUACGAGGUUGUGCUGUCAGCCAAGCCAUUUGCCUAUGCUCCAAAGAAACCUUACAAGGAGUGCGAGAAGCCCAAGCCCAUAUACAAACCACCUCCUUAUGUUUACAAGUCUCCUCCACCACCGGUUCAUGAACCACCAUAUAUUUACAAGUCUCCUCCUCCACCCCCUUACGUCUACAAGUCUCCACCACCACCGGUUCACGAGCCACCUUAUAUUUACAAGUCUCCUCCCCCACCACCUUAUGUUUACAAGUCUCCACCACCACCGGUUCACGAGCCGCCUUACAUUUACAAGUCUCCUCCCCCACCACCUUACAUCUACAAAUCUCCACCACCACCUGUCCACGAACCACCUUACAUUUACAAGUCUCCUCCCCCACCACCUUACGUCUACAAGUCUCCCCCACCACCAGUGCACUCCCCUCCACCACCAUAUGAGUACAAGUCCCCACCACCACCUGAGAAGUCUCCUCCACCAUAUGAGUACAAGUCUCCACCACCACCGGAGAAAUCUCCUUCAUAUGAGUACAAGUCCCCACCACCGCCGGUGCAUUCCCCUCCACCACCAUAUGAGUACAAGUCUCCCCCACCACCGGAGAAGUCUUCUCCACCACCAUAUGAGUACAAGUCCCCGCCACCACCUGAGAAGUCUCCACCACCAUAUGAGUACAAGUCCCCACCUCCACCCGAGAAAUCUCCUCCACCACCUGUCUACAUUUACGCAUCACCUCCACCUCCAACUCACUACUAGGCUCCAUAAGCUCACCACGUUCCAACACCAAUCAUGUUUUAGUUUAAAGAAUGCAAUAAAGGAAGGCUCAAUUAGGGAAAGAUACAUGAAUCAAGCAUCCAAUCCAAGUUCAUUCAAUAAGAUCGCUUCUACUUCUCUGGUGGCCUUGUUGCACAUUACAAUCUUAUUCUAUUCAAAUGGGAGUGGCCUCAAAGGAUUAUACGAUGAAAACCGGAUUAGGAAGGGGGGUUCGAAAAAUUAAAUUAUAUGAUGACUCGGAUUUGGAUAUGCCAGCAGCCUGCCACGUUUGAUUUUGAUUUUAUAUUUUAAAAGUUUCCACUCGGUAAUAUCUUAGGGGGGUUUCAUCUAGUCAUUUAUGAAUUGUAUAGAGUACUGCCGGGGGGAUGAUUGGGUUUCUAUUUAUUGUGCUUAUUUGUUCGUUGGAAUUCCUUGUGCUUUGUGCAAUCAGAUUAUCCUCAAUAAAUUAAGAUAUUUCUGUUACAAUAUUA
Molecule: messenger RNA, 3003 nt
Organism: Corylus avellana
Lineage: Eukaryota; Viridiplantae; Streptophyta; Magnoliopsida; Fagales; Betulaceae
Biological process (GO): plant-type cell wall organization
Molecular function (GO): structural constituent of cell wall
Source: RefSeq, a predicted model, not a curated record